CCAGCAGAUAACGAAGCGCGAGGAAAUGGAUAACAUUACCUCAAGUGAAUUGGCUGGAUUUGGUGUGGGUACCCUGCUUCUUUGUGCCACCAUCGCGGCCCCCAAAAUCGAUGCUUUCUUUUCCGCUUCUCAGCGCAGCUCAUUGGGUUUGUGUAAACGAUGUGGCAACUUGAGGAGAAUAGCAUGUUCUAGAUGCAGAGGAACAGGAUCGGUUAGAGAAGGGGCAAUAUUUGCGGUUAAACUUGUAGAGGAUUUGUAUGAAACCCUUGGGAGUAACCCAGGAAAGCAGCAGAAAUUCAAUCAUGUCAGAUCAACUAUCAAGCAGUACAAGAGCUCUGGAUGAAACCAAAAUGCGUAGCCUAGGCAUGAUCCUUCAUUAGAAUGGAACUCUAUAUGAUUCUUCUGUAGCCAUAAGUUGGAAUAAAUUAUGAUGACUGUGUAAUGAGAUACAUUAGGCAAUUCAGGAAAACUUGGAAAUUGGCUUUCUGCUAUGUAGAUAUCUGAGUGAGAGGAUGAAGCAAAAUGCAGAUCAAGUAAAACGGCGAGGGAAGAAAUAAUUGUAUGAUGUUACAUUAUGGUGGUUUUAGUUUUUGAGAACAAUAACUUGUAAGAGAAACAUUGGUCGCUCAAAUUCUGAGCGGAAAGGUUCCAAUCAGUGAGAGAUAUUAAAAUCAGUGAGCUGUGAUGCGCAGAAAAGGGAUGGGAGCCAUAGUUUUCUGAAAGAGCAACACAGCUCUAUACGAGAGGCUAAUGUUCUGAUGCGGUUGGCAAUUUUAAGAAAAGUGCAAAAUCUGUGAAUAA
Prosopis cineraria is the source of this 801-nucleotide messenger RNA. RefSeq lists its product as uncharacterized. The record is from RefSeq and is a predicted model, not a curated record. The transcript is spliced from 3 exons. NCBI's taxonomy places the organism in Eukaryota, Viridiplantae, Streptophyta, Magnoliopsida, Fabales, Fabaceae. The coding region runs from base 26 to 343 and encodes 105 amino acids.